AUUAAUAAAUAAAAAUAUUUAUAGCGGGUUCUUAUAAAUAAAAGAAAGACAAAAACAGAGCAAAAAAUAGUUGCUGUCCAAAAGAAGACCAAACAAAUAUUCAUGGAAGUUUCUCCUGCCGAAUCGAAGAAUAUUAAACAAGAUUCCAUAAACGAGAUUGAAGGAACAUCUUUUGGUAGCAUUAAGGUGACCAUCAAGGAUAAACCGAGUUGUGAAUUGGAAGAGCAUCGAUUACACACUUUGAGAUCAUGCUUUGAGGCUCUUCAGGAAAACGCACGCGAUAAACGACGUCUUCGCGAAAUCAAGAUCAAUAUCCAAAGUAUCGCGAUUCGAAGAAACCUGAGAUCGUGCAUUCGCAUGUGGAAGGCGCACGUAGAAAAGGCAAAAGCUCAGCGAGAACACAAGGCGGAAAGUUCCGAUGCACGCAAGAUUGAGAAACUCAUUGAUACUAUUACAGAGACACAGAAGGAGUUGACAAAAUGUCAAAGAAUGGAAUCUUCGGAAAAGAGGCCUUUUUCAAUCAGAAACACCGAAGUGAAGAAGAAAACUCCAUCCAGGCCGUUCGUCAUCGAAUCGCCAGCGCAGAGUCGACUGAAUGCCCAGAAGGAGAUCAUCCGCAAGCAGAAGAUGAAGCUGGCUGAACAAGACAAGAUCAUCGAGGAACUGAAGCUGAAGCAGGUGCAGGAGGAAAUAAUGAGGGCUGGCGAGGAGACGGUGAACGCGGCUAAAGAAACUUUGACUCAUUGCGGUCAGCAAACCAGGAGGACCUUGAUCCAAUUGAUGAGACAAGCAGGCUACAGGGACAAGUCUUUGACGGCGCCGAUACGAGUGCCAAGUCCGCCUAGAUUUCUAAUGAGGAUGGAGGCGCGAGCGGAAGCGAGGAGGAAUAGAAUAAAACUACGCGAAGAAGCGCGACAGAGAAAACUGGAGGACGAGAGGAGAAUGCAAGAGGCGGCUAGGAAGGAGGAGGAGCAACAGAGGAGAAGAUUGCAACAAGAGGCCUUGCGCGAGGCGCGAAGAUUGCGCGAGGAACGAGAGCAACAACGAGCGCGUGAAAUAGAAAGAUUUAAAAGAUUGAAUGCCAUGGCGGAAGAAUUUUAUUGCAAGCACUUGUUGCGACGUUACAUAAUGGAACCGUUCAUCGCACUCGUUGAAACAAAGAAUAAUCGCAUGAACAAAGCCGAGAAUCACUAUAGACGGUGCUUACUGCGGAAAGUAUUCAUGAGAUGGAGAAUGGAAACAGAAUGCCAAACUCAAAUCAAAACCGAGUUAGCUAUAUCGUUGUACAAUAGAAACUUAUUGUGGCACGCGUUGCAAACGUGGAAGGAAUUUGCAAAAGAAGAGAGAAGAAAAGAGCAAGUUGCUAAAGAUUUUUCCGACAUGAAAUUGCAGAACAAAUGUUUCAAACUGUGGAAGAUAAAAACAAUGGAAUACAAAGCAGAACGAUUGAAGAAUGAGCGUUUAGCUUUAGAACACUACGAAGAAAAGUUGAAAAUAAAGUACUUCAAUAUGUGGAAAAAAUAUCCCAAAAUAGUGCCGCAAAUCAUGGAGAGUGAACGAAUGAGAAACACGUGGCGGGAAAUAGUGCAAGAAGUAAUUCCGGAUUUCGAUCCCAAACAAAGAGGUGUAAUACUAGAAGAUUAAUGACAAAUUUAGAAACAACAUAGAUUUAAUAUUGUACAACACAAUCGUUGGCCUCGUAUCUGAAUGAGGUAAAGAGUAGCCUUACUCCUAAAUAUAUGUACGAUAAAGCAGCAUUUUUUUACGCG
Molecule: messenger RNA, 1769 nt
Organism: Linepithema humile (Argentine ant)
Lineage: Eukaryota; Metazoa; Arthropoda; Insecta; Hymenoptera; Formicidae
Product: coiled-coil domain-containing protein 191
Source: RefSeq, a predicted model, not a curated record